AUGGCCACUGACGACGAGAAGUCACGCAUGGUCCGCAACUUCACAUCGGGGCUAGAGAAGCUGUGCACAGCCACCAGCAUGCUGAGUCUUGGCUUGGACGCUGCAGGCGUUAGGGUUGUGAUCCAUGUUUCCAUGUGUCGCUUGCUGCUCCAGUAUGUCCAGGAGAGCGGCGGGGCUGGACGGACGGGCGCAAGUAGCGAGUCCAUCGUGUUGAGAGCGUGCUGGCAGACAAAGAGCUGGUGCGUAGAGAAGUCGCUUGGCUACAAGCUGGAGCCACCGGCAAAAGACUUUCUGUCAGCAGGUUCGUGCCGGAGAGCCGCUGUAGACAGGCAUAUGGACGGAAGGCAAGACAGACGACAGUGUGAGGCAGGGGAGGCAAAGUGUGAUUUGUGCGAGCAGCAUCCGCGCGGUGUGAAGCGAAAGACCAUAGAAGAGGAACAGGACGCUCAAAGGCAGGCAUCGACAGCAGCAGAGACGCGGCAUGAGGAGCUUGAGAGGAUGGCAACAGUCGAGAAGCAGGGGAUUGACAUUCAACUACGGCGCAAGACAGAGCAGGAAGGCUACAGGCUAGAGCGGCUGCGGUAG
Messenger RNA from Alternaria atra, 585 nucleotides. RefSeq lists its product as uncharacterized. Gene Ontology annotation, cellular component: chromosome; cytoplasm. Gene Ontology annotation, molecular function: four-way junction helicase activity; 3'-5' DNA helicase activity. The record is from RefSeq and is a predicted model, not a curated record. Bases 1 to 585 code for a protein of 194 amino acids. Gene Ontology annotation, biological process: double-strand break repair via homologous recombination. The transcript has a single exon. Lineage: Eukaryota; Fungi; Ascomycota; Dothideomycetes; Pleosporales; Pleosporaceae.